AUGUCAGAGCUUCGCCAGCGCCCGACCGCAGCGACCUCUGGGUCCAAACGCGAUACGGACACAACGGCAUCGCGACAACCGCGUCGCCCCUCUGAAGGGAGCUGCAGUAUCAGUGUGCUAGAUAUCAUCCGCGUUCUAGCGACUCUGCUCAUCGCUUCAUGUGGCCUUUCUUACUAUGUGACCAACUCCGAGUCUGUCCUGUGGGGGUACCGCCCGUGGUAUACACGGUGGCCGAUCGUGAAAUCGUACUUGACUGGACCGGUGCUCCUAACACCCUCCCAGUUGUCACUCUACAAUGGCUCCGACCCCUCCCUCCCCAUCUACCUCGCUGUCAACGGAUCCAUCUUCGACGUCUCCGCCAACCCAGCCAUGUACGGACCGGGCGGAGGCUACAGCUUCUUUUCCGGACGCGAUGCGACGCGUGCAUUUGUCACAGGGUGUUUCAAGGAGGACCUUACCUCUGAUCUGCUCGGGGCAGAGGAGAUGUUUUUGCCGGUGGAAGAUGUGGAAGACGAGGGUAUUACGUCGGCACAGAAGAAGAUUCGGAGGGAGAAGGAGGUGAGAGUGGCGAAGCAGCAAGUCCAUAAGACUGUUGCGCGCUGGGAGAGCUUCUUCCGAAACCACAAGCGGUAUUUCCAGGUUGGCAGGGUUAUUGACGAUGGCGAUGGAAACGAACGCAAGGGUAAGCGUCCUCUCUGCGAAGGGGCGCAAGGACAAAGGCCCAAGCGAAGCGAAAUGAAGGAUUAG
Messenger RNA from Penicillium argentinense, 747 nucleotides. RefSeq names its product putative heme/steroid binding domain protein. Gene Ontology annotation, cellular component: endomembrane system; membrane. The coding region runs from base 1 to 747 and encodes 248 amino acids. NCBI's taxonomy places the organism in Eukaryota, Fungi, Ascomycota, Eurotiomycetes, Eurotiales, Aspergillaceae. The record is from RefSeq and is a predicted model, not a curated record. The transcript is spliced from 2 exons.